UCUGACUGCAUUUCUACAAUUCUAGGACCCACAUGCACAUAUCCAGGCCUAGAAGCUUAGCCCGCACUAUUCAUCUUCUCCAACUUCUGUCUUUGUUUCACCCCUAAGUAACGGUGGCUGUCUAGCUCCGCACAGCUCGUGGAGCUGCCAUUGCAAUAGUAGAGAAAAGCAGGGCAAGAGCUUUCCAACCCCACUCGAGGCUAGCCCCUUCCCACCCACAGGAUCGAGCGAGAUUGCUUCUUCCGCGCUUAAGACGGAUGGCUUAAGCAAAUUACCCUUGGUCCGAUAAGAUUCUUCUUUUUGAUGAUUGACCUAAUAGAGAAGAGAGAUGAGGGUGGAUUCUCCCAUGAUCGAUAGUCCUUUUGAAGCUUUGAUGCCAAAUGUUAUUAAUUUUUCUUCCGAUCGAAAUCCCGUUCAUCAAGCAUGAGGGAUAGGAACAUACCUCAAUCGACCAUACAUCCUCGUGCCCUUUUUGCAGCAUUGGCCAUUUCCUUUCAAGAAAACAUGUCAUACAAAAACCUACAUCUCUUAUAAAGUUGCCUUUCCCCAUUUCUCGAUUGACAUUUGACAGUGAUUCAGGGAGAUAUUAUCGAAUUGCUAGACCUAUCGAACUGAUUGAAUGACCCUGUGGCCACUCCAAUUGAACCAUGGCUUCAAGCAUGUUGACAGGAGAGCGGAGGUGGGUUUCUGCACGAAGAGGAGGCAUGACUGUUUUGGGAAAAGUUGCUGUUCCAAAACCUGUUAAUUUACCCAGUCAAAGGUUGGAGAACCAUGGUUUGGACCCUAAUGUGGAAAUUGUACCAAAGGGUACAUUAAGCUGGGGCAGCCGUCCAUCUUCAACACUGAAUGCUUGGAGUUCCUCAGCACUGUCACCUCAUACCAAUGGAACUGCAGGUUCGCUUAAUGGUCGUCCUUCAUCUGGCGGAAGUGGAACUCGGCCAUCAACAGCCGGUAGUGAUAGAUCUCACGAACCUGCAGCUAAUGCAUGGGGUCCAAAUUCAAGGCCAUCAUCAGCAUCUGGGAUGUCUGCAACAAAUCAGACAUCGGUUGCUUCACUGCGCCCUCGAAGUGCUGAAACAAGACCAGGUAGCUCUCAGCUAUCCCGAUUCGCUGAAUCCGUGGCUGAAAAUUCAGGUGCAUGGGGAGGACCAGGAACUGCUGAGAGAUUGGGAACUGCAUCCUCCAGGAUCAGUGACUUCACUCUGAGUUCUGGAGAUUUUCCGACACUUGGCUCUGAAAAGAGUUCAGAGUUGCCUUCACGACAAGACUUUCUGCCAGAUCAUAGUUCUCAUGGACGUCCUGGUUCAGCUUCUAGUGGAGUAACUGCUCAAAAGGAGAGGCCAGCAACUUCUCCAACUGAAGGUGGAUCUGUAGAUGCAAGUGAAGAGAAGGGAAAUGUAAAUACUUGGAAAAGGGAUACCUCACCAUACCACGGAGGUGGGACCCCACCAAGCAUGGAGAAGUGGCAAAGGGAUCCUCAACAGGCACAACCAUACCACAAUCAGAACAUGUCACCCCACCAUUUUGACCCUUGGCAUGGUACUCCAAUCCGAAAUCCUGCCGAGGGUGUAUGGUAUAGAGGGGGACCUCCAGGUGGCCCAUAUGGACCAACGGGCCCUCCGGGUAGCUAUCCUCUUGAACCAUUUGGUUAUUAUCACUCUCAGCUUCCAGCUAGAUCGAUGCCCAACUCACAGAUUCCAGCCAGACCGGUACCUAACUCGCAGGUAGGUCCAAGGCCAGGAGGUGGUCCAAGUGGGUACCACCCAAAACCCGGAGACACAUAUCGCCCUUGCAUGCCUGACUCGUACAAUGUUCCUAGUUACCCUGUGAUUCCAGUUAGACCUGGAAUGUACCCUGGUUCAGUGCCUUAUGAUGGUUAUUAUGGUCCUCCCCGUAUGAGUUUCUGUAAUCCCAACGAAAGAGAUUACCCUGCUAUUGGGACGGGGCCUCCUAAUGUUUACAGAUACCCAAACCAGAAUGUCCAUCCUGACCCUGGCAAUUUUCAUGCUAGGCCUGGUGGAUAUGGUCCUAGCCCAGCAAUGUCCAAGGAACAAAUGGAACCUUGUCAUGCUCCCGAUGCUCAUCGAGGGCCAUACAAGGUUCUCUUGAAGCCACAUGAUGGCUGGGGAGAGAAUGACACUGAAGAGAAGAGGGAGCACUCUGUGACUACCAGCGUGCCACAUUCUGAAAGAGGGAACCUUCAGAGAGCACCUAUGAGAGAGACUGACUGGGGGGCAGAUAGUAGAAAGGAUGAACAGAUGGAUUUCUCGAAGUCAGCACUAGGUGAAGAAGCUUCUUCUCAACCCAUCAACAAUCUGAGAGGAUUUUCUUCAGUUCCUGCUGCUGGAAACCCCUCUGACAGUAGAAGCAAGGCGAAUGCAGUUGAUGAAAGUUUGCUGAAGAAACCUGAGACUGUAGCUAAUCCAGCAGAAGGCCCACAACAGUUUCCCGCUAUCAAGAAAGAUGCUGCUCUGAUUGACAAAAUUGAGGGUUUAAACACAAAAGCCCGGAUUUCCGAUGGCAGGAAUGAAGCUGGACCUGUUUCUUCUCAAAAGGAGAAGACGAGACGGUUCAGGACUGUGAAUGUUAAAGCUGAUCAUUCCACUCAUGAGUCUGGCAGCAACGCUGUCUCCAAGGAUAAGCCUUCCACUGGUGGCAUGCUCAAUACUUCCUCUAAGAAUGUGGUGGAUGAUUCAACGGGAGACAUGGGGCUGGAAGCAACUGUUGGUGGAAGAGAUGUGUCCGGGCCAGUAGAACCUCAGGCUUCUGCAGUCUGUAUGUUAGAUUGUUUGAGGCUUGGAGAAAUGGCUCAUUCUCAGAUUCAGACAAGAGUGCAUGGUAUGCAAGGUAGAGCAGAUAAUAGAGGUAAAGGAAGGUUUAAUAAUCAGGAGGGUGAGGAGUGGAGAAAGAAGCCUCCUGGAGCAGAAUCAUCUGUUAUAGUUACUGCAACAAAUGCCAAUGCUCAUCUUGACACACGUGUGCAAGAUCGCCAUGCUUCUCAAGAGUUUCCUGAGAAGCAAGAAUCAAACCCUCUGGAUAAGGCAGGAGCAGACCCAUACACAACAUCCUCGGUCGAUUCAGCUGAUUACAAAGCACAGCGUGCUAAAAUGAAAGAGUUGGCAAUACAACGUGCAAAACAACUCCUGAAGGAGGAAGAAGAACGGAUCAGAGAGCAGAGAGCGAAGGCUUUGGCAAAGUUGGAAGAGUUGAACAGGCGAACAUUGGCAGAAAAUCCUACUCAGAAGCUCGAGAAAAAUGCCGUCCAGCAUAAACCGGAAGAAAUACAGGUGCCUGCAACACCAAAAACCGACACUGGCAUCUGUGGUGAGUCACCGGGCCACGUGUCUGGUUUGAACUCAGAUGCAGCAAUUCAGGCCAGCAAGAAUGCCAUGAAGCCCAAAGAGUCAGCUGAAUCACCUGUGAACAACGAAGCUUCUUCAAGCUGUGCUCCCCAAGUAACAGCGGUUGCAAUUGACCCAUCUGUGCUGCUGUCACAGGAUGCCAAUGCUAAAGAGAUUGCAUCUGAAAAAACUACUUCCCAACUUUCUGAUAAUGGUGCUCAGAAGCCGAAGCAAAGGGGCUACAAAAGAAGGCAGAACCAUGUACAGGAGAAGCAUUUGCCUGACAAGACGUUCGCCACUGGAUUUGCUAAAGUUCAAGGAAAUGUGAUUGUCAAUGCAAAUGCAUCAAGUGCCGAAUCUAGCUGGCCCAGUAACACCAAUACCAACGAUGACCAUCCUCAGCAGCAGCACAAGAAGAAAAAUAACAGGAUUGCCAAGAACAAGCACAAGCCCGAUGAGCCUUUGCCGCUUACUGAUUUUCCAUCUUCCGCCCCAACAGGAGGGUAUCCUGCAAAAGCUUCCAUCCAAAGCGGAAAGCCGAUGUCUCCAGAAACUGUAGUGGUUGGCAGCUUAGUCCAGGCAGAAGCUUUGAGUGAGGUUGUGAAGGGCCGGGAUUCUCAGGAUGAAGAGGUGGUAUCUGCAGAGCAAGGGUGGUUGCGACCAAUUGAAGAAACCCAUGGAAGAGCAGACAACCACUGGAAGCCUCAGCCUCACAAGAGGGUAUCCAGAAAUGCACAGAAGUUCCACGGAAACGAGGGUGCUACCAUCUGGGCGCCUGUGCGUUCUGCGAACAAGGGCGAGCCAUUGGAAGAAUCUGGUGAGAACAUUAACGCUGACAGCAGUCAUUCCUCUGGCAAAAAUGGCCAUGGAGUGCAGAGUAAUUCGAUGAAAGGUAAGAGAGCUGAAAUGGAGAGGUAUGUCCCGAAGCCUGUAGCCAAGGAGUGGUCACAGCAGGAAAACUCUCAACUGCCCUUGGCUUCCUCAGCUCAAGCUAUAGCUGAUGUGGGGAUGGUGAAAACAGAGCAUGGUUCUCAGAGCACCAAAAGCAGUGGACUGGAUUCCUUGGUGGUUGGGAAAGCAGGACACACAGCUGAGGCCAAGAAUGUGGAAGUUAAGCAUAUCAAGAAUGGAAAAACGCAUGCAUCGUGGCGUCAACGGGGUCCGGUUGAGUCUUCUGUGGUUUUACAGUCUCCCCAUGAAUGGCUAUCUUCCCCUUAUGAUGCAAGCAGGACCGUCCAGAAGCCCACUGACCAGCAACAAAUCUCAAAGAUCAAUGUACAUGGGCUGAAAGAACAGGAAAAAUAUUCUGAUGGCUGGAAUAUAGAUCCAGUGCCAACUGGACCGGUCGCUGCACCAGUUGUUGUGAAGGAUCAUGGAGGUGCAGGCAGAGGUAAGAGGCAGCAGUCAAGGGUGCAGAGAAGCACAGGGUACAUUCACAGCUCCGGUGAUACCAAGGAUACAGACGUUGAGCUGGUCGGUAAAUCUGAUAAUCAGCCACUCACCUUUGGAUCGGUUGAGGUGGAUGGGAGAAGCAAUUUGAGAAACGAAAGCCAAGGCAUCAGCGAACAUGUGCUGUCUCAUUGGCAGCCCAAAUCGCAAGUGUAUUCAACUCACAAUCGACAGGGAAGGGGCAGCAGUGGUGGUCAAAGACUUGCAGUCCAAGCGAGUAAAAGUCGUGAAAAGGAGUUUCUGCAUCUUCCCCCGCAAAUUAACAAGGAUAUCAAUGCCCAGGUGCAGCCGCAUCAAUCUGAUGCUCAAAAGGCUAAUGUAGAAAUGAAUAACCCACACCAUCAAGAAGUAAAGCGAGAGAUGAAAGGCCCAGAUUCAUCCAAAGAGCAUGCCAGCUUCCCAAACCGAGGCCCGCCCCAUUCUCCUGAAGCAGCUACUGAGAAUGUAGAUGCUCACUAUGAGCAGCCUGUUUCUACGGGGAUCCGCCGACAGGGACAGCACAGUGGACGUUUUAACAGAGGGCAGGAAGCACCUUAUGAUGGCAGUCGGAGCGGCCCGCUGGGGCAAGAUGCUAACAAGCAACAACUACCCACAAACGGAGACAGGCGGAAGCACAGUUCACACUAUGAAUACCAGCCAGUCGGGUCCUAUAAUAAGCGCGACAACUCGUUCCGUCAGGAAGAAUUGCGGGAUGGUUCACAUGGUACAGGCUCAAGGUACAGAGAACAGGGCCAGAAUCACCCAAGGCGUGGGGGCCACUUCUAUGGGCGCAAUAGUGGUCCGUGUUGAUGCCGCUUAUGCCACUGGGGAUUGAAAGCCCACAAACUGCAUUUUCUUGUUUGGAAACUGUUAGCUCAGGCCUGCCCAUCCAAAGGUACAUUGUUUCAUCUGAUAUAGGUAUUGUGGACCUUUAAAUUCAUCUCUCUCUCUCUCUCUCUCUCUCUCUCUCUCUAACUGGUUUUCGUGACAGCGAGUGGAGUUUGAUUGACAUGGGCCUGCAUGAGCAACGGCUACAGGUAUGGAUGUUCUUGACUUUGAUGUUUAUAAAGUGUCCGGUUUGAACAGCUUUGUUUCUUUACCAAAGUAUUUUAAUGUACCAGAACCUUUGGCAGUCUUUCCAAGACGCCUAUAUAGUGGCUACUCAUGUGGUACCCCCUAAAAAGAGAGGAUCCGUGGGAAAAGGUAAAGAAAGAAAAGAUCUGUUUCCUAUAUCUGUGAAGGAUAUACACUGAAUGACCAUUAUGUCUCUCUAAUUGGAAGAAAAACAA
Magnolia sinica is the source of this 6058-nucleotide messenger RNA. RefSeq names its product protein MODIFIER OF SNC1 1-like. Gene Ontology annotation, biological process: epigenetic regulation of gene expression. The record is from RefSeq and is a predicted model, not a curated record. Bases 648 to 5579 code for a protein of 1643 amino acids. The transcript has 11 exons. Lineage: Eukaryota; Viridiplantae; Streptophyta; Magnoliopsida; Magnoliales; Magnoliaceae.